Messenger RNA from Lathyrus sativus (Indian pea), 282 nucleotides. NCBI's taxonomy places the organism in Eukaryota, Viridiplantae, Streptophyta, Magnoliopsida, Fabales, Fabaceae. The record is from the annotation of a GenBank genome assembly.
AUGCUUAAAUUGCAGCAAAGGACUUGCUCUCCAUGCAGUGACAUUUGUGAGGCAGUUUCAAGUGUUUGGUCCGUGCCUGCACAGUGUCUGAGGAGGAACCAGUAUCUUGAGAGUUCGCCAGUUCGGUUAAUUUGCAAAGCCCUAAAGAAGGUUAAAAUUGUCUAUUUUUGCAAGUUUGGCCCUUACUGGUUACGCUUAUGCUUCCAAAUCACUAGUGAUGGCUCAGGAAUGAUGUUGAGAUCUAGGAUACUAUGUUCUCAUGGCACGUCAAUUUCUCCGUAG